Messenger RNA from Aspergillus campestris IBT 28561, 297 nucleotides. RefSeq lists its product as uncharacterized. Lineage: Eukaryota; Fungi; Ascomycota; Eurotiomycetes; Eurotiales; Aspergillaceae. The transcript has a single exon. The record is from RefSeq and is a predicted model, not a curated record. The coding region runs from base 102 to 260 and encodes 52 amino acids.
AAGCUGGUAGAACCCAAAGUGUACUACUGCCAGGUUACUAGCAGCGGAGCAGUCGGCGUUGCACAGCACAUGGCUAUCUAAAGCCUCGGUAUGCCCUUCCUAUGGUCUUCAUUUCUAAACCUAGUAGUUCAUCGGAUAGAUUGGAGCGUCAGAUCCAGAUGACCACUGUCCUAAUCCUCGGCAGUUGUUCGCACCAUACCCUAUUUUUAUGGACUGGUGUGGUAGAGAACCAUCUGAUCGGCUACACUGCAGCGCCAUGAAUUUAUGCUAAUGAAUUCGGCUGGUCCAUUGGCUUCC